AGGAAGCAGACUUUGUUCCUAACUCUCCCUGUUUGACACCAACUUGCGUUAGGGACAACGUUAAACCUUCAAGGUGUAUUUUUUUCUCCUUCUACCCCACGUCAACAGUUAAGGCUGUGAGAAGAGGCGUUCUUGCGACCACCAGGUGACAAUAGCCAUGAAGUGGGGCUGGGUGUUUUUGGGGGUCUUCCUAUCUUUAGGAACCCUGUCCUGGGGGGAGAAGGGCUUGGAGAUCCCAGAGUACGACGGCAGAGACCGUGUCCAUAGCCUCAGCGCCAAGAACUACAAGUCCAUCAUGAAGAAGUACGACGUGAUGGUGAUCUACUACCACAAAAAUGUGGAUGGGAACCGCAGUGCCAUGAAGCAGUUUCAGAUAGAGGAGCUGGCUUUGGAGUUGAUCACAAGUCAAGCAGCCAUUAUCUUUCAGCUUGCAGCCCAAGUCCUGGACGAUCUUGACGACGAGGACAUUGGAUUCGGCCUGGUGGAUGAAAAGAAGGACCCCGCUGUUGCCAAGAAGCUGGGUCUGGAUGAGGUGGAGAGCAUCUACAUCUUUGCCGACAAUGAGAUCAUCGAGUACGAUGGAGAGCUGGCCGCCGACACCCUGGUUGAGUUCCUCUAUGAUGUGAUUGAAGACCCUGUGGAGAUCAUUGACAACGAGCGCGAGCUGAAGGGUUUCCACAACAUCGAUGAGGUCAUCAAGCUGGUCGGCUAUUUCAAGAGCGAGAAAUCUCCUCACUUCAUUGAGUAUGACGAUGCUGCCGAGGAGUUCCACCCCUUCGUCAAAUUCUUUGUCACGUUUGACCCCAAGAUUGCCAAGAAGCUGAAGCUGAAGCUGAACGAAGUUGAUUUCUAUGAGCCAUUCAUGGAGGAGCCCGUCACCAUUCCGGGAAAGCCCUACAUUGAGUCUGAGCUUGUUGAAUACAUUGAACAGCAUGACAGGCCCACUCUGAGGAAGCUUGAGCCACACAGCAUGUAUGAGAUCUGGGAGGAUGACAUUGACGGAGAGCACAUUGUUGCCUUUGCUGAGGAAGAUGACCCAGAUGGUUUUGAAUUCCUGGAGAUCCUGAAGGAGGUGGCACGUGAGAACACUGAUAACCCCAACCUCAGCAUCAUCUGGAUCGACCCUGACAAUUUCCCCCUGCUGGUGCCAUACUGGGAGAAGACCUUCCACAUCGACCUCUCUUCUCCUCAGAUCGGUGUGGUUGAUGUUGAGGACGCCGACAGCGUGUGGAUGGAGAUGGAUGACCAGGACGACAUGCCCACAGCUGACGAGCUCGAGCAGUGGAUCGAGGACGUUCUGUCUGGGAAGAUCGACCCGGAUGAUGAUGACGAGGAGGAGGACGAUGAUGAUGACGAUGAUGAUGAUGAUGAUGAUGAUGACGAUGAUGAUGAUGACGACGAUGAUGACGACGAUGACGACGACGAUGAUGACGAUGAUGAUGACGAUGAUGAUGAUGAUGAUGAUGAUGACGAUGAUGACGACGAUGACGACGAUGAAUAAAUGCUCAUUACCAUCUUUCACUUCACUAUGAUUUAGCCAGUUAUGGCAAAACCCAAAAGUAGCACCAUUUUUUCUAACACCUUGCAGCAAACACGCUUUGUGUCUGUUUGCUUCCUGUAUGGUUUCCUGUAAGGGACAAAUCUAACGACCCUAUGGGAAACUUUUACUGUCAGUCAGGGAAGGAGAUUUUCAAAGAGGCAGAGGACUUGCAUCUCUGUUGAUGACCAGGGUUGCAGCUUACAAUGUUAGUGCGUUACAUAACCUUUGUUACUGUAUUAAAACGCCAAUCUCUCACCUCGCAGGCUCACAAUGAAAGUGAGCAAAGAGGCUAACAGAGGCUAACUUCCCACCAUUUUCUACCUUAUGUCACAGACCGGUUUCAAUGACAUGUUUUCUACUUGAUGAAGAGAAGAAACAAACACUUUCUUGUACUAUUUUUAAAGAGAAUAAACCUGAACUCGCUGGACAGUCUUAAGAUUAUUACAAUCUUGGAAAACUAUGAAGUUACCGGAUAAUAAAAAAUGUAUAAAACAACUUGUUUCUGCUCUCAUAUUAAAA
Molecule: messenger RNA, 2059 nt
Organism: Chelmon rostratus (copperband butterflyfish)
Lineage: Eukaryota; Metazoa; Chordata; Actinopteri; Chaetodontiformes; Chaetodontidae
Gene: casq1b
Product: calsequestrin 1b
Exons: 12
Coding region: 158-1501 (447 amino acids)
Biological process (GO): regulation of skeletal muscle contraction by regulation of release of sequestered calcium ion
Cellular component (GO): sarcoplasmic reticulum lumen
Molecular function (GO): calcium ion binding
Source: RefSeq, a predicted model, not a curated record